Messenger RNA from Lachancea lanzarotensis, 1017 nucleotides. RefSeq names its product LALA0S09e02366g1_1 (gene RNH202). Gene Ontology annotation, biological process: RNA catabolic process; ribonucleotide metabolic process. Lineage: Eukaryota; Fungi; Ascomycota; Saccharomycetes; Saccharomycetales; Saccharomycetaceae. The transcript has a single exon. Gene Ontology annotation, cellular component: nucleoplasm; ribonuclease H2 complex. Bases 1 to 1017 code for a protein of 338 amino acids. The record is from RefSeq and is a predicted model, not a curated record.
AUGACUGCAGAUAAGCCAGUGCCCCAUAGAAUUGUUGUAUUGACCAAUGGUUGCUCAAUGGGAAAGUUAGAGCUUUUUGAGCUGCCAAAUCCUUCCAAUAUCGCGUCUAAACGUCCCAUUAAAGUGUUCAUCAGCAAUGGGAAAGUGUUCCAGCUAAAAAAAAAGGAAUUUAGUCGAGGUUGUGAGUUCAACAGGGCCCGUGACUCUGCUAACGAAAGUUACCAUUACAAUUCAUGCGCUGAACCCAUAAAAUCUGGUAUUUUGGUGAAUAACGCGCAGCGUCAAGAUGGAUGGCUACUGAGUGACGGAUCAUUCGAGUUUUCCACCGCAUACGAUCUUGGUUUCAGCUUAUGUGGUGCCUUCUACCGGGAUACUAUAAGCAAAGAUGAAAACCAGUACCAGCAAUCUGAGGUUGCUGGGACUACUGCGGCUUCCAUCGAGAAUAGAUUUCUCAUGACACGAGAUUUUCUUGGUAGUUUAGUGGACCAGCACAGUCCCAAUUGGACUUACGUACCAAUUGAAUGCCUUGAAAGUUCUUUAAAGCGUCUGUGCGAGUAUGUGGAAGAGGCCGGUGACGUUUACUACAAAAUGAGCUCUGCCAAGAUCACACAGUGGCUCGCAGCUAAGGUCAAGAAGAUCAUCGAAUCGUUUCCCAAAAGUGUGCCCUUGCCAAGAAAUAUUCCCUGCGAAAUUGAGACACAUUGCAAAGCGGUUUUCGCCUGUAAUUUGCUAAUCUCUCUGGUGCCACAUCGAGCCUAUCACGACCUUAUUCGGUAUGAAGACCAAGAUCUGAACCUUGCUGAAGCCUUCCGGCAGUACAAAAUAUUCCAAGAUAAUGAAGUAAGGCUCAGAAAGGAACAAGAGCUGCUGAUCGAGUCUGCGAUAAAGGUGGGUUUAACCAAAGGGUCAACCAAGAACCCCGUUGCCAAGAAAGUUACCAAAGUGGUCAAAACCAAUAAAAUCAAAACAGGAAAAGGAGCAAUUGACGGAUUCUUUAAAAGGAAAGGGACGACCUGA